Messenger RNA from Nelumbo nucifera (sacred lotus), 2628 nucleotides. Its product is annotated as nuclear transcription factor Y subunit B-1-like. Lineage: Eukaryota; Viridiplantae; Streptophyta; Magnoliopsida; Proteales; Nelumbonaceae. Gene Ontology annotation, biological process: regulation of transcription by RNA polymerase II. Gene Ontology annotation, molecular function: protein heterodimerization activity; RNA polymerase II cis-regulatory region sequence-specific DNA binding; DNA-binding transcription activator activity, RNA polymerase II-specific. Gene Ontology annotation, cellular component: nucleus; CCAAT-binding factor complex. The record is from RefSeq and is a predicted model, not a curated record.
UCCCUUUCUAACUGUACAAAAAGUGUUAUAAAACAAGAUAGUUCCAGGACCCACCCACCCAACGAUUCAUUGGCCGUCUCAAGUCUCAACACUAUGAUGCUCCCUUCUGGUCGUUUGUUCUCUUCUUAGAGGGAUCUUCUUCCAGUUUAAUAAAAUUGUACAGUGGUCACGUUGAUCUUUCCUGGUAUGGGUAGUAGUAGUAGACUAGACUGAAUAUAGUAAAAGAGGUAAGUUGCGGCCUUGUUGUGGAUGGGUGGGGGAAGUAGGUAUGGGUCCAUUUCUAUCCAACAUGCAUACAUGUUACCGUUGCCCAGUUUACCACUUAACCACCACCCAGUUCUCUGUAGCGUCUGAUAACGGGUUAGGUUUUGUGCUAUCAUCCUGGUUCUCUCACUCACUUCCUUGGAUUGCCUAAUUUCCAUUUUGGUUCACCUUCACCAGCUGCCUAUUCAGGAAUGAUGACAUGAACGAAGAAGAGGAAAGAGAGACGUGCAAGGGCGGUCGGCGGUCGGGGAGGUGGCAGUGCUGCAUUGCAGCGGCCUGCGGCCGUGGGUUCAGGGGACCACCACCACCGGCCCUGUACACUUGGAAGCAUCAUCCAAGACACAGAUGGUGAGAGAAGACGUAGCCCCUUCUUCUGGUGUGUUCUAGAAAGUUUACGGUGCGAGGACUCCCAUACCGACGGUUGUGCCGCAUCAGUCAUCAUACAAUCAUUCGCUUAUUCCUAUCUGUGCUCUGCUGAUCUUUACCGUCCAAGCAAAUCCCGCUGCCUUCCGAUUUAAUUUCGGUACGCCCAUCAAAAAGGUUAGGGUAGGGUAGGCACUAGGCACUAGGCAAGGCAUCUCCAUCCGGUGGCCCUUGCUACGCGGCACGCUGUCUCCCCGUCAAUGGACCAGUUUGAUGAUCUGGGCGAUUCCUCACACAUUAUCGACUGAUAUCCGUACAACCUUGAUGAGACGGUGAUGUCUAGCGGGGUCCACUUUCACUAUGUGAUGCUUGUCUGUCAUCACCGUCCAGUCUUUGCCUCGCCUCGAGUCAAAUUUUCUUCCUUUCCUUUUUUUGCCCUUUUUUUUUUUAAAUCAAACCAUAAAAACCGCUACAACCCUUUGAUGUGUUGUCAUGGCCCACCUUAAGACUUCUUGGCGGGGCCAUUGCAAAUACAUCUAAGGCCAUGAUGUUCGGUUUUAGCCCUGCGCUAAGACAGUGUGGCAGCAAAGUUAAUAAUUAUCUAUACGGACGGUGGAGAAUUGGAGAUGGACUCCUAUAAUGCAGUGAGAGCGGUUUUGGGCAAGAAGAAGACGACGCUUUUUUUUAUCGAAUUUUUACAAUUCUUUCGUGCAACGCUAAUACAGAUAAAAAAAGGCAAUCUACGCUAAAAUUAGCGAUGUACUGAUGUCCUAUGAUCGAAUGAUUUAUUAUCGUGUGACCCACCACCAUUAUAGAGUAGAUCAAUCACCGUCGUGUCUAACUGGACGGAGAUGCGGGGGUUUCAUAGAUGUAACAAGUGUAGGAGAGUUGCAGAGAAGUUUAUCCCCCGAAGCUGCCGAAGGGAAAGAAGCACAUGUCCUUGGCAACAGCGGAGAGGCUUAUAAGAAGGAAACGAAGAACGGACGGUGUAGAUAAACAAAGUGAAGGCUCAAACUCUCAUCUCGGUCGUCUCCUUUCUCCUCUCUUCUCCAGCGUCCGAUCUCCUCUUUGAGGAAAAAAAAUCCACCGAUUCUUCUUCGACGCGCGCCAAAUACAAAUCUUUCGUUCCUUCCGUCUCAGCCUAGGUUUUCGACGGUCAUGGCAGACGCUCCGGCGAGUCCCGGCGGCGGCAGCCACGAGAGCGGUGAGCAGAGUCCGCGUUCGAACGUUCGGGAGCAAGAUAGGUUCCUUCCCAUCGCAAAUAUCAGCCGGAUCAUGAAGAAGGCACUUCCAGCUAACGGCAAGAUCGCCAAGGAUGCCAAGGAAACUGUACAGGAAUGCGUUUCGGAGUUCAUUAGUUUUAUCACUAGCGAGGCAAGCGAUAAAUGCCAGAGAGAGAAGAGAAAGACGAUUAAUGGGGAUGAUCUUCUCUGGGCUAUGGCGACGUUAGGAUUCGAAGACUAUAUUGAUCCGCUCAAGGUGUAUCUCAAUAGGUACAGAGAAAUGGAGGGCGAUACUAAGGGAUCUGCCAAGAGUGGGGACAAAAAAGAUGGAGUUGGAGUUCAACAGGCUCCAAAUGCCCAGAUUUCUCACCAGGGGUCUUUCACACAAGGCUCGAACUAUAUGAAUUCUCAAUCUCAAGGACAUCUUCUGCUUCCCAUGCAAGGCUCAGAGUAGGCGCUAUUCUUCUAUUUGACUACUACUAUACUUGUUUGGAAUUCCAUGGGAAGGAGGUCCCGUUUGGCACAAAAGGCGUCUAAUAUCAUCUUUUUGGACCGAGAGCUAGACCUCUUUGGGCGAUGGGUGGUGGUGUUGUCGUCGGACAAUGAGAUGUUUUCUAAAUUUUGUAUAUUUAUGGGUUUCUGUUUUUUCCAAGGACGCUAACCCUUUUAAGGUCAUGUAGACAUGGAGGAAUAAUUUUAUAAUGUAUGUUCAUAGGAGACAAGUACCAGCCAUUCUCUUUCGUUUGUUGAAAUUUGAAAGCUUUCUUAACAUUAUCUA